Messenger RNA from Ustilago hordei, 1326 nucleotides. RefSeq lists its product as uncharacterized. Bases 1 to 1326 code for a protein of 441 amino acids. The record is from RefSeq and is a predicted model, not a curated record. NCBI's taxonomy places the organism in Eukaryota, Fungi, Basidiomycota, Ustilaginomycetes, Ustilaginales, Ustilaginaceae. The transcript has 3 exons.
AUGAUGGACCCAGACCUCAACAAUAAGCUCGAUAGACUACUCACUCUAUUGGAAGCACAGCUAGAGCUUACCAGACAGGGUCAUCGAGAGGAACGAUUACAACGAGCUCAACUGAGCAGGGAGGAGACAAUGGACCUCUCUCACUCAGAAGACCAAGCAGGAGGAGGAGAUGAGUCUAUGAUAGGAGACCCACAUACUCCUACUCCGGCUCCACGACCAAGACGAUCAGUCUCAUUCAACCUGGAUGAGCAGGAGGACAUCAACUACGAGAAGUAUGCUUCACCUACUGGGCCAAGAUAUGUCAAGACUAAGCUGGACCCCUACAGCAGGACUAGGACGGACCCUUACCCUCUGGACCAUGAGGAGGAUACCAGCAUCAUGGCAGAGCUUAACUGGUCAAAGCCCAUCGCCACCCCCUUUCCAAAGUUCAAUCCCCGAGACAUGGAGAUCUUCAUUCUAGAAGCCGAAGCAUGGUUUAAGUUCAACCAGGUGUAUGAGCAGUCUAGGAUGAUCAAUCACAUGGGUGCUCAACUGGAAGGGACAGCAAGAGAGUGGUGGACCUCCAAGCUCUGUAUUGAUAGAGCUAGAGAAGGAAGGUUGUUCAAUGAUUGGCACUACUUCACAGAGCGACUGUCAGAGCAGUUCAACCCACGCAAUGCUAGGAUGGAGGCAUACAACAAGCUGUUGGCUCUCAGACUCACAAGUGAUGCUCCUGGUGCCACCACACGUCAUGUAGAGCGGUUCAGAGACUUGGAGGGACAGGUCAACCUAGAUGACAACGAGCUAGUGAUUGAUCUCUUCAGAGGUAGCCUCACUCGUAGCAUACAGGAGAAGUUCGAGAGGAAUCCACCUGGGAAGAGAUGGGAGUGGUAUCGAGAGGUUGAGGAGAUCGAUCGACAGAGGAUGCUACUACAGCAGUCCUCGGCUAGACACUCACUCCCAAAUGCCACGUCACCUCCACUAAGAACUGGCUCGAUCACCAUCACAAGCAACUACACAAGCAACUAUACAAAACCUAAACUGACCCCUUCCUCAUCAUCCCACCCAACCCUCGAAGCAAGGAAGCCCUGCUCCAUCAGAGACUGUCCCAGCAGGAGGGUAGACCCUCUUAGCUCUCGACCCAUGGGACCAAAGGUUAUGGUCACCACAGCAGACCCCUUCGAGGAGGCCACCGACUCAGGAGAUGGCCACACAGGCAGCACUGAGAUGGGUGACCCCGAGGCCAUGGACCUCAGCUCAUACCAGCAACCCAUGGACCUCGACCAUGAGGAGGAGGAGCAUGAUGAUGAUGACGAUGAGGGAAAUGUCAGUGGGGUGAUGCACUGA